CCCUUCCUUCAGGUGAGUCACAGAUCAUUUAGACACACCCCAGCCAGAGAGUGAGCAGAGAGAGUGAGGUUGCCUGUUCUCCCAAACUCAUCCCCAGAGCACGAUGGUACUCGUGAACGACAUUCUCAGUCAAAUUGUUCAGGUGGACCGGCCAAUGGCAUGGGGUUCUCUGGCUACUUUGAAACCAUACGCGAGCUUUAAUGUCGACGAAGAUGUGGAUACGUUGAAGAAAGCAAUUGAUGCGAAAGGGGUGGACGAGGCAUCCAUUGUCCGUAUCCUGAGUAACCGGACGUUGGAGCAGAGGGAGCUCAUUGCAAAAGCUUUCGAGAAGAAAUUCAAGACUCCUCUGGAGACCGUGCUGGCGAAGAAACUCUCGGGUUACUUGGAGAACACCAUGCUCACUUUGUUAAAGUCAUCUGCAGCGCUCGAUGCUCAGGAACUGAAGGACGCAAUGAAGGGAUUGGGCACGGACGAGGACACUCUGAUCGAAAUCCUGGCCACUCGGUCCAACCGGGAGUUACAGGACAUCAAGGCCGUAUACAAGGAAAAAUUCCAGAAGGACCUGGAAAAGGACAUUGCGGCAGAUGCUACAAAAAGGUUCCAGAAACUGCUGCUCACCUUGCUGAAGGGCCGAAGAGAUGCCAACUCCAACGUCAUCAACUAUGAGCUGAUCGAGGAUGAUGCCAAAGCCUUGUACGCAGUUGCCAGUCAGAAAAAGAACCCAGAUUUUGAUGCAUGGAUACCAAUUCUGACAGAAAGGAGUCAGAACCACUUGAACAGGGUGUUCAAACUGUACAAGAUCUACAGUUCCUGCGACAUCACGGACACCAUCAAAAAACAGAUGAAGGGCGAUGAUGAGAAGGGAUUCCUUGUCCUGGUGCAAUGCAUUCAGAACAUGCCAGAGUACUUUGCUGACCGACUGUACAACUCCAUGAAGAGCCUGGGGACUCAGGACAAGAUCCUCACCAGGGUACUGGCGACGCGGUGUGAGAUUGACCUGCUGAGUAUCCGCGCUGAAUAUCGGAAAAAAUAUGGGAAGUCUCUGUACUCUGCUAUUCAGGCGGACACGAAGGGAGAUUACCAGUGCGCCUUGUUGGGCCUGUGCAGGGCUGAGGAUCUGUAAAAGCAGCACUCGGAAUUCUCGAGGGAUGAAAAGGACACCCUUUCGUGAUUCCAAAGCUGGACUGCCCCAUUCCCUCCCCAGUCCCCUACCCCUCCACCUCCGACAAUGCAGAGCUCCUCAGGACAUCUCUCUGCCUUGUGCUGUGACAGACAUGUAUGUGAACACGGAUAGACACAGGCGGACACACAGAUUCCUUUAGUGCUCACAUACACAUGCACAACAAUCUUACACGCUCUCAGUCUUUUACAUGGGUGUGUAUAUACACCACACACACACACACACACACACACACACACACACACACACGCGCGUACACACACACAUGCGCACACACACACCAUCUUUUAGACACACAUUCACAUGGUCUUUUCCACACUCUCCCACACUCACUCUAUCUCUCAUACUAUCUCUCUCACUCAUUUUCCCUCACUUUCUCUCACUCACUCACUUUCUCGCUCACUCUAACUCUCUCGCUUCCUCUCACUUACACACUCUCUGUCCCUCACUCACUUUCUCUCUCGCUCACUCUCUCUCACUCAUUCUCUCCCUCUCACUCUCUCAGGUGUGUGCCAGUUUGCGUGUGUACAUUUGUGUGCAUGUACAUUUGUGUGUGUGCCUGUUUCUCACUCUCUCUUUCACACACGCACUCACAGACACACAACACAGGCACGCAGUCACGGACACAGUCACGGACACAGACACUCACACAGACACUCACACAGACACUCACACAGACACUCACACAGACACUCACACAGACACUCACACAGACACUCACACACACUCACAUAGACAUACGCACUCACAUAGACACACACACACACAGACACUCACACAGACACACACAGACACUCACACAUACACACUCACACAGACACACUCACAUUACACACACACACACACACACACUCACUUGUGUAUGUGUGCCUGUUUGUGUGUGUAUAUACAUUUGUGUGUGUGCUUGUUUGUAUGUGUGCCUGUUUGUGUAUGUGUACAUUUGUGAGUGUCUGUGUGUCUGUGUCUGUGUGCGCGCCUGUUUGUGUGCAUACAUUUGUGUGUGCGUGUGCCUGUUUGUGUGUGUUUGUGUACAUUUGUGUAUGUGUGCCUGUUUGUGUGUGUGUGCCUGUUUGUGUACAUUUGUGUGUGUGUGUGUGCUUGUUUGUGUGUGUGCGCCUGUUUCUCACUCUCUCUUUCACACACACACACUCACAUAGACACACACGCACAGGCACACAGUCACAGACACACACACACACAGACACACACACACACACACACACAGACACUCACACAUACACAUUCACACAGACACACACACGUACACGUAGACAUUCACACAUGCACACACAUACACACACACUUGUGUGUGUGCGCCUGUUUGUAUGUGUGUGUACAUUUGUGUGUGUGCUUGUUGUGUUUGUGUACAUUUGUGUGUGCGUGCUUGUUUGUGUGUGUGCCUGCUUCUCACUUUAUCUUUCACACACACACUCACAUAGACACACACACAUACACAGACACACUCACACACACACACUCACUUGUGUAUGUGUGCCUGUUUGUGUGUGUGUGUGGACAUUUGUGUGUGUGUGCUUGUUUGUAUGUGUGCCUGUUUGUGUGUGCACAUUUGUGAGUGUUUGUGUGUGUGUACAUUUGGGUGUGUGUGUGUGUUUGUGUACAUUUGUGUGUGUGCUUGUUUGUGUGUGUGUGUGUGUGUAUGUACAUUUGUGAGUGUCUGUGUGUGUGCUUGUAUGUGUGUGCCUGUUCGUGUGUGUUUGUGCAUAUUUGUGUGUGUAUGUGCUUGUUUGUGUGUGUGUGUGUGUGUAUGUACAUUUGAGUGUGCUUGUUUGUGUGUGUGUGCUUGUUUGUGUGUGUGCCUGUUUCUCACACUCUCUUUCACACACACACACUCACAUAGACACACAACACAGGCAUGCACUCACAUACACAUUCACACAGACACACACACAGACACUCUCACACUCACACAUACACACACACACACACACACACACACACACACACACACACACACACACACUCGUGUGUGCGCACCUGUUUGUGUGUGUGUGCUUGUUUGUGGGUGCGUGUGUAUGCUUGUUUGUGUGCCUGUGUGUGUUUGUGUGUGUGUGUACAUUUGUGUGCGUGUGCCUGUUUGUGUGUGUUUGUGUACAUUUGUGUGUGUCUGUGCCUGUUUGUGUGUCUGUGCCUGUUUGUGUGUGUGUGCCUGUUUGUGUGUGUGUGUGCGCGUGCGCGCCUGUGUGUGCCUGUUUGUGUGUGCGUGCGCGCCUGUUUGUGUGUGCCUGUUUGUGCGUGUGCCUGUGUGUGUACAUUGGUGUGUGUGUGCUUGUAUGUGUACAUUUUUUUUGUGUGUGCACCUGUUUGUGUGUGUGCGUGUGUACAUUUGUGUGUGUUUGUUGUUUGUGUGUGUGCGUGUGCCUGUUUGUGUGUGUAUGUGUGUAUGCUUGUUUGUAUGCCUGUGUGUGUUUGUGUGUCUGUUUGUGUGUGUGUACAUUUGUGUGUGUGCACCUGUUUGUGUGCACCUGUUUGUGUGUGCAUGUAUGUGUGUGUGUGUACAUUUGUGAGUGUCUGUGUGUGCCUGUUUGUGUGUGUGUGUGUACAUUUAUGUAUGCGUGCCUAUUUGUAUGUGUGCCUGUUUCUCACACUCUCUUUUACACAUGCACUCACAUGGACACACACACACAGGCACACAGACACAGACACAUAAACACAGACACAGACACAUAAACACAGACACAGACACAUACACACAGACACUCACACAUACACGCACACACUCACUCACACACGCACACAGACACACUCACAUAGACACACUCACACACGAACACAGACACACACUCACACAGACACACACACACAUACACACGCACACAGACACAGACACACACACUCACAAUGCACACUCACACACAUUUGUGUGUGUUUGUGUACAUUUGUGUGUGUGUGUGCUUGUUUGUGCGUGUGCCUGUUUGUGUGUGUGUGUGUACAUCUGUGUGUGUGUCUGUUUGUGUGUCUGUAUGCUUGUUUGUGUGCCUGUUUGUGUUUGUGUGUCAGUUUGUUUGUAUGUGUGUGUGUACAUUUGUGUGUGUGUGCCUGUUUGUGUGCAUGCAUGUGUACAUUUGUGUGUGUGCGCGCAUGUUUGUGUGUGUGCCUGUUUGUGUGUGUGUACAUUUGUGAGUGGUUGUGUGUCUGUGUGUGUGCCUGUUUGUGUGUGUUUGUGUACAUUUGUGUGUGCGUGCUUGUUUCUCACUCUUUCUUUCACGCACACACUCUCACAGACACACAGACACUCACAUAUACACACUCACAUAGACAUACACACUCGCACAGACACACACACACAUACACACUCACAAUGCACACACACACGCACGUGUGCCUGUUUGUGUGUGUGUACAUUUGUGUGUGUGUGCGUGUAUGUGUACAUUUGUGUGUGUGUGUGUGUGCCUGUUUGUGUGUGUGUGUGUGUGUGUGUACAUUUGUGAGUGGCUGUGUGUGUCUGUUUGUGUGUGUGCCUGUUUGUGUACAUUUGUGUGUGCGUGCUUGUUUGUGUGUGUUUGUGUACAUUUGUGUGUGUGUGUGUGCUGUUUCUCACUCUUUCUUUCAUACACACUCACAUAUAUACACACACACACACACACACACACACACACACACACACACACACACACACACACACAGACAUACACACUCACACAGACAUACACACUCACACAGACACGCACACACACAAUGCACACUCACACACACGUGUGCCUGUUUGUGUGCGUGUAUGUGUACAUUUGUGUGUGUGUGCGCGCAUGUUUGUGUGUGUGCCUGUUUGUGUGUGUGUGUGUACAUUUGUGAGUGGCUGUGUGUGUGCCUGUUUGUGUGUGCUUGUGUACAUUUGUGUGUGUGUGUGUGUGUGUGUGUUGUGUGUAUGUAUGUGCCUGCUUGUGUGUGUGUACAUUUGUGUGUGCAUGCUUGUUUCUCACUCUUUCUUUCACACACACACUCACAGAGACACAGGCACACACACAGACACUCACACAUACACACACACACAGACACUCACAAUGCACACUCACACACACACGUGUGCCUGUUUGUGUGUGUGUACAUUUGUGUGUGUGUGUGCUUGUUUGUAUGUGUGCCUGUUUGUGUGUGUGUACAUUUGUGUGUGUGCACCUGUUUGUGUGUGCGUGUAUGUGUGUCUGUGCCUGUGUACAUUUGUGUGUGUGCCUGUGUACAUUUGUGUGUGCCUGUUUGUGUGUGUGCCUGUUUGUGUGUGUGCCUGUUUGUGUGUGUGCCUGUUUGUGUGUGUGCACAUUUGUGUGUGUGCUUGUUUGUGUGUGUGCCUGUUUCUCAGUCUCUCUUUCACACACACACUUACAUAGACACACUCACAGACACACUCACACAUAGACACGCACACAGACACUCACACGCACACAGACACUCACUUGUGUGUGUGUGCCUGUUUGUGUGUAUGUGUACGUGUGUGUGUGCACAUGUUUGUGUAUGUGUACAUUUGUGUGUGUGUGCCUGUUUGUGUGCGUGUGUAUGCAUGCUUGUUUGUGUGCCUCUAUGUAUGUGCCUGUUUGUGUGUAUGUGUGUGUGCAUGUGUGUGUGUGUGCCUGUUUGUGUGUGUGCGCGUGCGCCUGUUUGUGUGUGUGUACAUUUUUGUGUGUAUGCUUGUUUGUGUGCGCGUGUAUGUGUACAUUUAUGUGUGUAUGCCUGUGUGUGUGUGUCCAUUUGUGAGUGUUUGUGUGUGUGUACAUUUGUGUGUGUGUGUGUGUGUGUGCCUGUUUGUGUGUGUUUGUGUACAUUUGUGUGUGCGUGUUUGUUUGUGUGCCUGUUUCUCACUCUGUGUCUUUCACACACACACUCACAUAGACACACACACACACACACACAGGCACACACACAAACACACGCACACAGACACACACACGCACACAGGCACCCACACAUUCACACAUACAAACUCAAUGCACAGACACACACACACAGACACACACACACAGACACACACACACACAUACAUACAUACAUACACAGACACUCACACACACACACUCACAUAGACACACAGACACACAGACACACUCGCACACAGACACACACACACAGAAACACAGACACUCACACACUCACAUAGACACACACACAGACACUCACACAUAUGCACUCACACAGACACGCACACUCACAGACACACACACACACACACGCACACACACACGCACUCUAGCUCUCUCUCACACUCUCUCUCAUACUUCACACACGAUAGUGAGACCAACUCAGACAGACCGCUGGUAACUGCAGGAGCCAGAGUAAUUCUGAGUGUCCCACCUCCCCCAGAACUACAAGACAACGUGCUUUAAACGUGACCAAGUGUGUUCUCUAAAGGGCGAUGCAGAGAAAUAAACAGCUCUCGAAAUCCUUCUCA
Messenger RNA from Hemiscyllium ocellatum (epaulette shark), 6575 nucleotides. RefSeq names its product annexin A2-like. Gene Ontology annotation, cellular component: cytoplasm. The transcript is spliced from 13 exons. Lineage: Eukaryota; Metazoa; Chordata; Chondrichthyes; Orectolobiformes; Hemiscylliidae. The record is from RefSeq and is a predicted model, not a curated record. Gene Ontology annotation, molecular function: cytoskeletal protein binding; calcium-dependent phospholipid binding; phospholipase inhibitor activity. The coding region runs from base 104 to 1123 and encodes 339 amino acids.